ACGUGGUUCCUAAGAUAUAAAGAGAAGAGGAGGACUAUUUCAUUUCACAGAGUUUGUGUUUAUAGUGACAGACAGGUACAUGAUAGAGGGGAACCUGAAGAUCUGAAGUACACACCUACAGCUGACCGAAGAGCUACAGGCAAAAUGUGGCGUGCCGCCUUCCUCUUAUUGGCUGCCAGCUUGUCAGUGAGCCUGGCCAGACCCCACCUCCAACCACUAUCCAGUGAGAUGGUUAACUACAUCAAUAAGAUCAACACUACCUGGAAGGCUGGUCACAACUUCCAUAAUGUUGACUACAGUUAUGUCAGGAGACUCUGCGGUACGAUGCUGAAGGGACCUAAACUGCCAGUCAUGGUUCAGUAUGCUGGAGACCUGAAGCUGCCUAAGAACUUUGACUCCAGAGAGCAGUGGCCCAACUGUCCCACUCUGAAGGAGAUCCGAGACCAGGGCUCCUGUGGAUCCUGCUGGGCGUUUGGCGCUGCAGAGGCCAUCUCUGACCGUGUGUGUAUCCACAGCAAUGCCAAGGUUAGCGUGGAGAUCUCCUCAGAGGAUCUGCUGACCUGCUGCGACAGCUGUGGCAUGGGAUGUAAUGGUGGCUACCCUUCAAAUGCCUGGGACUUCUGGACCAAUGAAGGGCUGGUUUCUGGAGGUCUCUAUGACUCUCACAUUGGUUGUCGGCCCUACACCAUCCCCCCCUGUGAACACCAUGUGAAUGGCAGCAGACCCCCCUGCACUGGGGAGGGUGGAGACACACCCCAGUGCGUCCAGAAGUGUGAAGCUGGAUACACACCCGGCUACCAAGCGGACAAGCACUUUGGUAAAACUUCUUACAGCGUGCUGUCAGAUGAGGAGCAGAUUCAGAGUGAGAUAUACAAGAAUGGCCCAGUAGAGGGAGCCUUCACCGUCUAUGAAGACUUUGUGCAGUACAAGUCCGGUGUGUAUCAGCACGUGACUGGGUCUGCUGUGGGUGGCCAUGCCAUCAAGAUCCUGGGCUGGGGAGAGGAGAAUGGUGUCCCCUACUGGCUCUGUGCUAACUCCUGGAACACUGACUGGGGUGAUAACGGAUUCUUUAAGUUCCUGCGUGGAACGGAUCACUGCGGUAUUGAGUCUGAGAUUGUGGCGGGGAUUCCCAAAUAAAUUCUAUGGUUUUGAGCCGAGGUGCCCAUUACAUAUUCAAUAGAGGACGACACGCUCAACUUGCCUGCUCUAGAAAGAACUUGUUUUACAGCUUUUAGACUUUUUAGUUAAGGCCCACUGAUCACCUUGCACACAUGGCAUGUGGUUGUUGUUGUUUUUUAAAGCAGACCGGAAAAAAAUCAUUUAGGUGGAUUAGCAGAUGUAUCACUGUUUUUGAAUUGAAUGUUUUUUGGGACUGAGCUGUUGUAAUGUCUUUAAGGCAAGGUCAAUCAAAAAAUUUGCACAAGAGGAAAUCGUUUUUUAAGAUGCAUAUGAGCAUUUCAUUUGAUCUCAGGUGAUUCAAAGCAGACUGUCACUGUUGUAGAAUUUCAUUUUUUUCCCCCUCUUGUCCCUAUUCUGCUCUUGGAAAGUGUGGAGCAUCUCAAGACUCUGCCCAAUGCAGCAGAGAUCAGUUUGUUUUUAAUGUUUUUAAUUUUUAAUGAUCACAGCUUUCAUAUUUGAUAUUUUUAUUCAAUAUUACUUCUCGGUGCCACAAAUGCCACUCCAUAAUGUUAGGUACUCAUUGUGAAUGGUGCCUGUUAUCGUUUUUAUUUUUUCUAAUUUAGUAUCAGAUGAGAAAUUUGAACUUUUUUAUAUGGUGGUUAUUGAGGUGUUUUUAUUGUCUGCCUGUGUUGAUCAAUAUAUUGGCACAUGAACUGUUAUGUUCUGAAUUAAAUAAAACAAUAUUUGGUUCCCAA
Molecule: messenger RNA, 1874 nt
Organism: Sander lucioperca (pikeperch)
Lineage: Eukaryota; Metazoa; Chordata; Actinopteri; Perciformes; Percidae
Gene: ctsba
Product: cathepsin Ba
Exons: 11
Coding region: 145-1137 (330 amino acids)
Biological process (GO): regulation of catalytic activity
Cellular component (GO): lysosome
Molecular function (GO): cysteine-type endopeptidase activity
Source: RefSeq, a predicted model, not a curated record